This is a messenger RNA of Spodoptera litura, 834 nucleotides long. RefSeq lists its product as uncharacterized. The record is from RefSeq and is a predicted model, not a curated record. NCBI's taxonomy places the organism in Eukaryota, Metazoa, Arthropoda, Insecta, Lepidoptera, Noctuidae.
AUGGCUGAAGACAAAACGGCGUGCCACGCUGCGGCCGGCGGUAUGACUACGGAAAGUUUCCGUGUCGGAGUUCGAAUUCCACCAUUCUACCCCGAAAAACCAGAGUUAUGGUUCAACCAAAUGGAGGCGCAGUUUAUGUUGGCGAACAUAAGAACCGACGAAACGAAAUUUUUCUACGUCACGGGCAAUCUGGAUUCCCAGUACGCGUCCGAAGUCGAGGAUAUCAUCGCCUAUCCUCCUACUACAGGGAAGUAUGAUAAACUUAAGUCUGAACUAAUUAAAAGGCUUUCGGCUUCGCGUGAGAAGAGGGUUAAACAGCUGCUCAUGCACGAAGAGCUGGGGGAUCGCAAGCCUUCCCAGUUUUACCGCCAUCUCCUGAAUCUGGCAGGCCCAGGUGUUCCAGAGGAGUUUCUGCGGACUAUCUGGACGAGUCGGCUGCCCAGCAGCACGCAAGCUAUUGUAGCCGCUUCACAAUCCAAAAUGUGCCUAGUCGAGUUAGCUGAAUUGGCAGACGCAAUUCACGACGUCGUCGGCGUUCAAAUUGCUUCAACGGCAGCAGUCACCGCAACGUCGAGCACCUCAGGCGGUAAUACGAACAUGGAGAUUGCUGCGCUGACCAAGCAGAUGGAAAAGUUGGCGGACAAGGUAGAAAGAUUGUCUCGGUCAAGAGGUAGAUCCCGUAGUCGUAUUUCUCACCGGUCCAAAUCAAAAAGGUCAGCUUCCAACUACCAAAGAUCCCCAUUUUGCUGGUACCAUGACAAAUUUGGAGCAAAGGCCAACAAGUGCAUCCAGCCCUGCGACUACAAGGCGGAAAACUCCAGGGGCGGUCGGUAA